Messenger RNA from Cornus florida, 825 nucleotides. Its product is annotated as late embryogenesis abundant protein At1g64065-like. NCBI's taxonomy places the organism in Eukaryota, Viridiplantae, Streptophyta, Magnoliopsida, Cornales, Cornaceae. The record is from RefSeq and is a predicted model, not a curated record. The transcript has a single exon. The coding region runs from base 94 to 642 and encodes 182 amino acids.
AAAAACACACAACAACCUUGUACCAUUCAUUCUAUAGAGAAACAAAAGCCAAAAAGAAAAACACACAAACCAAGCUCCUUUUUGAAUUUAGGCAUGGAAGGAAAAAGAAGCAGCAGGAAAUGUUUGGCAUACGUCGCAAUCUUCGUUGUGUUCCAGACCGCAGUGAUAUUGGUGUUUGCCCUUACAGUGAUGAAAAUCAAGAGUCCGAAAGUCCGGUUCGGCUCCAUCACCAUCGACAAUAUCAGCUCAACCAACACCAAUUCGACUUCUGUCAGCAUGAGACUGAAUACCCAAUUCACGGUGAAGAACACAAACUUCGGUCACUUCAAAUAUGACAACAGCACGGUGACGGUCAUGUAUGGUGGCAUGGCUGUCGGCGAGGCGGCUAUCCCCAGUGGGCGUGCCAAGGCUAGGCAAACCAAGAGGUUCGACAUUGCUUUGGACAUCUCUACUGCUCACCUCUCCGGCAAUACCAACCUUGCCAACGACAUCAAUUCCGGGAUUCUGACGCUCACCAGCCAGUCCAAGUUGAGCGGGAAGGUGCAUUUGAUGAAGGUGAUCAAGAAGAAGAAGUCUGGGGAAAUGAGUUGCACCAUUGCAAUCAAUUUGACGAACAAGGGUGUGGGUUUGAAGUGCAAGUGACAUGUUUCAUUUUGAUGAUUUAGGGGUUAGAUUUGUAAUUUUUAUUUUUAUUUUCACAGUCUGGUUUUAUGUUUUUUUCAGGGGAACAAUAUGGCCUCUCAGGCUGUAUUAGUCCCUGAGAUUAUGUGUUUAUUCUUUGUAGUGUGGUUUUCUUUUUCAAUUUAAAUUGAGACUGUUUCUAUA